Patiria miniata (bat star) is the source of this 4441-nucleotide messenger RNA. Its product is annotated as replication protein A 70 kDa DNA-binding subunit-like. Gene Ontology annotation, molecular function: single-stranded telomeric DNA binding; damaged DNA binding. The transcript has 9 exons. The record is from RefSeq and is a predicted model, not a curated record. Bases 172 to 4398 code for a protein of 1408 amino acids. Gene Ontology annotation, cellular component: nucleus; DNA replication factor A complex. NCBI's taxonomy places the organism in Eukaryota, Metazoa, Echinodermata, Asteroidea, Valvatida, Asterinidae. Gene Ontology annotation, biological process: DNA replication; double-strand break repair via homologous recombination; nucleotide-excision repair.
CAAUUACGUUCUUGUUGAACGAUAGCGCGCCAUUGCUAAUUUUUAUACCGUGGUAAUGGCGGGAGAUUGCGUUGAGCAAUAGGAGUCAAUACGAACUCAUUCGUGUUCGUACUUGCCCGGUAUUUGUUACCAUCUUUUCGUCAUUAUUCGUUCAAACUUCUCCUUGGCAAAAUGAGCACACAGCUAUCGUCUGGAGCCUUAGAGGCAAUAAAUGACGGACAGCAGAUUGACAAGCCAGUGUUUCAGCUUUUGGCGCUGAAGAAGCUGAACCCUGCUGCUUCCACCAACACUACUGUUGACCGCUACAGAAUAAUGCUGUCAGACGGCGUCCAUAACAACACAGCCAUGUUGGCCGUACAGCUGAAUCAGAUGGUGGCCGACGGUCAGCUAGAGCCAAACACGGUGAUCUGUCUGGACCGUUAUGUCUGCAACAAGCUAGCCGGAAACAGACGUGUGGUGAUCAUCCUGGAGCUGACUGUCGUAGCACCGGGAAGCCAGGUUGGUGGGAAGAUCGGCAAUCCCAUCGCCCUCCCCCUGGGGGGUGGGGGCGGCAGCAACGGGCAGCAAGCACCGGCGCUGCAGCACACACCACAGCAACCAAUGAGAGCUGGAGCAUCACCAAUGGGGGUUGCCAAGGCCAACAGUUUCCCCGGCGCCGGUGGUAGCUUCAACAAGCAGGGUAACUAUGGAGGCGCGGGGCCUUCCACUGGCAUGAUGAGCCCGCCCAAACAAGCCCAGCCAAUCAGCAGCCUGACGCCAUAUCAGAACAGAUGGACCAUCAAGGCUCGCGUUUCCAACAAAUCCUCCGUCCGCACCUGGAGCAACUCCCGCGGCGAGGGCAAGCUGUUCUCCAUGGACCUGUGCGAUCAGUCCGGCGAGAUCCGAGCCACGGCCUUCAAGGAACAGUGCGACAAGUUCUACGACUUGAUUGAAGUCGGAAAGGUUUACUUCAUUUCCCGCGGCACCCUGAAGACAGCCAACCGCCAGUACACGUCCAUCACCAACGACUACGAGAUGACCUUCAACAACGACACAACGAUGGUUCCUUGCGAGGAGGAAGACGACUCCAUUCCCACAAUGCAGUUUGACUUCCGGACCAUCGGCCAGCUGGAAGACAUGAACAAAGACGCCAUUUUGGAUUCAACAGACCAAGACACAGUUGCUAAUCCCUCAACUACUACUGCUAAGCCAACUGCAACGGUAACCCCUGUCGCUGUUCUAGCACCAGCAACCUCAAACCCAGCUACCCCCGUUGCUGUCUUAACACCAACAACCUCAAGCCGGACACCAGGUCCUCAGAUGCAACCACAAGUCCAAGCCCACCAGGUGGCUUUCAUCAGACCCAUGUCUGAGGGGGUCGGCCCAAAUCAGCAAAUGCUCCCUGGGUAUCCUGUUUUCACCUCACAACGGGCCCCUGGACCGGGUGUGUUCCAACAGACGUUUGCAUUCCGUGGAUCUGCCCCCCCGGUGAUACGUUUUGUCCACCAUCACCCCGGCAUGCCGGGCCCGAGGGGUCCACCACCACCUCCAGGUACACCCACGACACCAUCGUCCGUGACUGGCACUGCAUCGGAAACAACCACCACAUCCACUGUAGCUGGCCCGGGUCAGGCAUUUCAUAUCCAUUUCCAUCAUCGUCCUGGAUACCCCCCACAACCUGUGAUUCGUUUAGUUCAGGAUGGGCCCCCUCCCCCACCAGGGGUCCACAGAUGCUCCCAUGCCCACGAUGGACAGCCAGUGUUUAGAACCCCAACACCAGCCACUACAGCACAAUCCACGCCAGCUCCACCCACCAGAACUCGCAUCUCAACACAGUCCCCAAAUCCACCUGUAGUACCAGCUCCAGUUGCAGCAGCAGUGGCAUCUGCGGCAUCGGCUGCAGCAGCAGCAACACCAUCUCCUCAAGGAGCCCAGCAAACAACAUCAGGUCAGAGUCAAGUCCUCCCCCAAAGGACGUCAGGACCACAAGAUGACAAGCCAGAUGACAAGCCAGAACUGGCUGAGUUGGCACAACGUAUCCGAAACAUCUCAGCUGACGUUAAGACCAUCAAACCAGGCAGUAGGGGAGUACCCCUGGAUCCCAGAGAGAGGCAGCGGAGAGAGGCUGCCGAGGCCAGCAGUGCCAGAAGGAAGGAAAUUAAGGCCAAGAGCAAGACCCAUCAAGCAGAUGACGCUGCAACAGACUCUCAAAGUGCCAAGGAACCUGAAUCCACUGACUUACCUGCACCUGAUGCUGAAGCUUCAGAGAUUAGCAGCAGCAGCAACGAUUCUAAUCGACGACGUAAACGGCGCAAGCGAGGCAAGCAACAAUUGCAAAUCCCUGAUGAAUCCCAGCAGAACAGUAUUUCGGAAUCUUCUGUCAAAGAUGCCAAGACCAACUCUGAUCCAGAAAAGGAAGAGUCCAUACUGGGAGACAAGACUCAGCCAGAAGUUGAUACCAAGUUGGUACCCAGCUCCAAACCUGUUGAUGAAGAAAAUCCUGCAUGUGCUUCAGAUGAUGGUACCAGCUCAGAAUCUGAUAGUGAAGAGGUAAAAACUCUUGAUGAAAACUCAAGGGCUAGCCCUGAACCAGCCUGUCCCAUUGUUGAUAGGUCCAUCUCACCCUCCUUUGCUGAAAACACAGUCUGUACCCAGCUCAGCUCUCAACCUAGCAAUGCACUCAAAGACAGUGCCGCUGCUUCAAACACUGAACAAAUGACAGAUUCAAAUGUUAGACAACAGUCAUCACCUGAAGCUAGUGGGGACCAUGUAUCAAUUGAGCACUCAACUAAACAGCUCACAACUAGCAUUACUAAAAAACAGGAAGCCUUGGCCCCUGGCUCUAAUCAUGCUCCUGAUGCCCAAGUAGAUCCACCGGCCAGUUCUGAGGAACCUUCUGGAAGCAGGUCUCAAUCUGAUCCAAUUGCUCAUCCUUCAAAGGAAAACGACCUGGAAGAAACAGCUGCCAUUGUGCCAAUUCAGGAAACCAUUCAAGAUGGAAACACCAGUGUUGAAAUCAAACCUGAGCUGGGCAUAAAUCACAGCUCAGAUAAUGAAAAACGACAGGCCUCUGAAUGUGGUCCUGGAUCAGAUACAGCUGUCUUGGCUCCCAAUGUGACAUCAUCCAUAGAUACACAGUCUGAAGCAACUGUUGAAAUCUUAGAAAUAACUAAGAGUUUAGAGUCUGGUGAUGUUUCACAGAAAAGCAUAAAACCUAAAGCAAAAUCAAACAAAAAGACAAGUGCUGUGUCUAAAAAUGUAUCCACUAAGGACACUGAUGGAGUCCCUAGCUCUCAACUAGACCCAGUAGGUGCGACUUUGACUCAAAGACCAUCACAAGGCCCACAAGUUGAGCCAUUAUUGACUCCAUCUUCAGAACAGCACAGUCAACAGGAUAAUAAUGCUGAACUGCAAAGAGAUCAUCUCAAAUUGGAGCGCAAGCAGCUUGCUCUUGACCGCCACCGUCUAGACUGCGAACGGCAGAAUCUCCUGCUCAAAGAAGAGAGACUGCAGAUCGAGCAAGAUCGUUUUCAGACUGAGCGGGAAAGACUGGAGGCCCUGCAGGAACAGGUGAGGCUACAGCGAGACCAACUUGAACUGGAUAGAAACCGUCUUGAUCUGGAGCGGGACCAUCUCGAGGUCAAUCGAGAACGUCUCCAAGUCGAACGCCACCGCCUCCAAGGAGAGGAGCAGCGCGGUGAGGACUCCAAGAUGGUUCUUCAGAGCUUGCAGGAGAUCAGUCAGACUCUCCAGAUGUCCGUCAAUCUCUCUCUCCAGGGGUAUGGCUUCCCAAUGUCCUACGAGACAGCUGAAGGAAGUGCUAAUGAGUACAUGCAGCAGCAGAGCUUUUUGGAAGUCGAACCACAAGGGGCAUGGCCUGUUGAAGACACAAACAUCCCUGGAGAAGGUGCUGUAGGUGGAGGUACAUUCAACUCGGAUGAAGAAAUUCCCGAAGACUCGGGAGAUGAGUGGACAGUUGUGGGUAGGACGCGAACAUCAUCACAUCAGCAUGAUAGUUUGCAUUCAGGCGUCCAGGAUUGGUCCACACCAGAAGGUUCUAUAGCGUCUCAAGGAACCGCUGAUACCUUGGCACAAGGUGGUUGGCCCCCCGAGCCGGCCGCACCAAGUCCAGAAAUGCCUCCUGAUGCUUCAACACAUCAAGUGCAACACUUAGUAAAAACUGAAUGCUCCAAAGAACCUAGUGGGGACUUCAAGGGUAAAAAGCCUGGCAUGGCGCAGAAGUCAGGUGAAGGUCGGAGUUUGUCACCUGUACAUGGACUGAGCAGCAUACAAGGGAGACAGGGAACUAGGCAAAAUCCAAAUCGGAGAGAGUACAGACAAGGACGGCCGGAUAGUCGAAGGGGGCGCGAUAGAAAGCAUUGGAAGCAGCAUGAGCCAAAAACGGAUCCUAAAAAGUGAAAGAAUCCUCAUAAGAUCAAAGUCAGCAGUGAAGUUUAGGCCC